Messenger RNA from Dioscorea cayenensis subsp. rotundata (Guinea yam), 596 nucleotides. RefSeq lists its product as uncharacterized. Bases 138 to 467 code for a protein of 109 amino acids. The transcript has 3 exons. Lineage: Eukaryota; Viridiplantae; Streptophyta; Magnoliopsida; Dioscoreales; Dioscoreaceae. The record is from RefSeq and is a predicted model, not a curated record.
UUACGUUCCAUUAUGUAAUGGAAAAGGAAAACCAAGUCUAUGAAUGGGUGCAAGAUAUAAGGGACAAAUAAGCAGGGUUAAUAAAGAUAAACUAAAGUACCAUCAAAGGAGCUUCAAAAGGCACUUGGUCAUGAUUGAUGACUCCGAAGUUCCCAAGAAGCAAAAUGGAGUCUCAAAAUACAGCAUCUGUGGAAAAAACCUCACCUCCGGUCGUUAAUCCUGCCGCAAGCUCGUGCCGCAAGAAGAAGACGGAAGGUGCUAGUUUUAUCGCUGAUGUGAGAGAGCACAUCGAUGAGUUCAUUCAUGCUUCAAUGGAUGAACACAAAACUUGCUUCAAGAAGACCAUUCAAAAGAUGUUUGGAAUGUCUAAAGUUGUCGCGGAGAGAUCUGCUGAAACUGCUGAAACUGCUGAAAAGAAGUCGAAGUCUCUUUGCCCCUGCAGACAAGUGUUUCUCAGUAGACACUAAAAUGGUUAGUUUAGAAUGUUGCUUAUCCGCAUGUUUCUUGGUGGUUUCUUAAAUAAAUAAAUGGAUGAGGAUGAUGAGAUGAAUUUUGUGACCAAAUAUAUCAGUUACAUAAAAUUUCAAGUUUGUUUA